GUGUGUGUGCUUGUUUUGACUAUACUUGUGAGGACCAAAUGUCCUCACUUGUAUUGUGAAAUACUUUCACAACCCACUAGUGAGGACAUUGACCUGGUCCUCACUAGUUUUAACUCAGCUAAAGGAGGUUUUUAUUUAAAUCUAGUGAUGUGCACAUGUUUCUGUCAUGAGUAGGGGUUGGGUUAGGUGAUAGAAAAUAUCAUUGACCUCAUAUAAAAAUCAACUGAUGUCUAUGCAAUGUCCUCACUAAGAUAGCAAAAAAAAAAAAAAAAAACCUGUGUGUGUGUGGUCCUGGUAAACCCUACAAAAUGUCCCCACAAGGAUGGUAAUACUGGAGAUCGUUGACCAUGGAACAUUUUUGGUCUCCAUGAGGAAAAAUGCAAUUUAAAAAUGCAUAAAGUUUUAUGUGAGUGUUGUGUUUAAGGAUAGGGAUAGGGUUAGGGGAAAGAAUACACAGAUUGUACAGUAAAAAAUCAUCAUGUCUUUGGAAAGUCCCCAUAAAACCCUCGAAAGCCAAUGUGUGUGUAAGGCCAGAUAAAAAUUUGUUGGAGAAAGAACAUUUGUCAGAACAGUGUGUGAAAAUCGGGGGAUGGCACCCAAGAAGGCCAAGAGGAGGCAGCAGGCAGAGGGCGGCAGCUCUAAUGUCUUCUCCAUGUUUGAGCAGAGCCAGAUCCAGGAAUACAAGGAGGCCUUCACAAUCAUCGACCAGAACAGGGAUGGUAUUAUCAGCAAGGACGAUCUGAGAGAUGUGCUGGCUUCCAUGGGUCAGCUAAAUGUGAAAAAUGAGGAGCUGGAAGCCAUGGUCAAAGAGGCCAGUGGCCCCAUCAACUUCACUGUCUUCCUCACCAUGUUUGGUGAGAAGCUAAAGGGUGCUGACCCUGAGGAUGUUAUCGUGAGUGCUUUCAAAGUUCUGGACCCUGAGGCUACAGGCACCAUCAAGAAGGAAUUCCUUGAGGAACUCCUGACCACCCAGUGCGACAGAUUUACCGCUGAGGAGAUGAAAAACCUUUGGGCUGCCUUCCCUCCAGAUGUGGCUGGAAACGUAGACUACAAGAAUAUCUGCUACGUCAUAACACACGGAGAGGAGAAAGAGGAAGAAUAACUCAAUCCAUCAGCCAUCUCUCUACCACCUCAUUACCACACCAUCUUGUUACAUUUUCAGUCUCCCCAUGGUCCAUCUGUCCUCUCACAGAAACACCAGUCUAAACUGGAGGUCUUUUGGCAUCUGGGCUCUCUGAAUGUGAGUUACAUGUAGCUAAUGUGAUUAUUUUCAAUAAAAUAAUCUAAAAUCAUGAAA
Messenger RNA from Ctenopharyngodon idella (grass carp), 1297 nucleotides. RefSeq names its product myosin light chain, phosphorylatable, fast skeletal muscle b (gene mylpfb). Gene Ontology annotation, biological process: skeletal muscle tissue development. Gene Ontology annotation, molecular function: calcium ion binding. The coding region runs from base 590 to 1102 and encodes 170 amino acids. The record is from RefSeq and is a predicted model, not a curated record. The transcript has 6 exons. Gene Ontology annotation, cellular component: cytoplasm. Lineage: Eukaryota; Metazoa; Chordata; Actinopteri; Cypriniformes; Xenocyprididae.